Messenger RNA from Ilyonectria robusta, 1069 nucleotides. RefSeq lists its product as uncharacterized. The record is from RefSeq and is a predicted model, not a curated record. NCBI's taxonomy places the organism in Eukaryota, Fungi, Ascomycota, Sordariomycetes, Hypocreales, Nectriaceae. The transcript has a single exon. Bases 31 to 879 code for a protein of 282 amino acids. Gene Ontology annotation, molecular function: protein binding.
AUCACCUUUGACUUGUUCAAACAGCGCUCCAUGAGUUCAUCACUAAUUUUAAACCUUCCGGCAGAACUAUACCCCCUUAUCAUCAACUACCUAGUUUUUCCGGACACGGCUCAUCUGCGAGCCACCUCUCGCUUCUUCGCAUCCCUCAUACAUACCCAACCUUCUGGGUAUCUCGACCUCGCCGCGGCAGAUGACUCAAUCUGGGCGGUAAGGAAAUGGCGACUCACUUGCGCCUACUGCGCACGCAUGCGCCCAGCAUCUGCCUUUGUUGAGAAGCAAAAGACAAAAUCGGCUCAUUUCCGUUCUUGCUAUGACUGCUACGAAUGGGGCUCUGGAACGCCAGGCGAGAGAAUAUGGUUCUCGGAUAUUCCAAUAAACCUUCACCGAACCCGCUUCAAUAAUGAGCAUAGGAAGCUCAAGCUGGAAGUGAACCGGAGGGAGAAGGAUAUCUGCCGCUGGUGUCAUAACGUCUUUAACCGGUGGGGGAGUAAACCGGCAAGCAGAGCUGUCUGCAUCGAUUGUUACCACGAAACCCCUUCGAAUUCAGUAAUUCUUGAGGAGCACCGCCUCUGGAAUGAUUUGCAGCGGAUGGGCAGAGAUGCUGUGCCGAAUUGGCAUGGUUUUGAUGGUACUGAUCUGGGAGUUAUUCGGGGAGAUGACGGUGAAUGGUAUUUCCAUUUUAUAUGGACAGACAUUGAUUGGGGCAAUGGGCCAUUAAUAACCGAACCAUGGAAGUGGGGGGAAAGGGGCGUUACUGUCAUGAAACGAGAAGACGUUGAGAAAUUACGGUCAGUAGUUAGGCAGUCGCCCAGAACCUAUGGCGAGCCUUGGACUCUUGCAAGUGCCAUCCAAUGGGUAGAAGAUCAACAAGAUAUAUAAUAGAUAAGUGGACUGUUCACAAGUCGUCGCGGAUGAGAAAAGACACAGUCUUGGACGGCAGACAUACCCUACUUGUUGAAGGAGCAAUUUGCAACAGAUACUACGAAGAACGGUCGGAAUUUAUUGGAUCAGAUUAUGGUCUAGACUUGAUUCUGUGCCUGGAAAUAAAUAGAAAAAUUGUUAGACUUAA